CCUGCUCCACCCCCUGCCUAGGGCAGCACAAAAGCAAAUCUCUAGCUAACUCCCUGCCUAGCAAGGCCCAGCCUGGGGCAGAAAUGGCUGCAAGUGGCCGAGGUCUCUGCAGGGCUGUGGCUGCCUCUCCCUUCCCAGCUUGGAGACGAGCUCACACAGAAGCCAGGGGAGGUCUGAAGCCUGAGUAUGAUGCGGUGGUGAUAGGAGCAGGACACAACGGACUCGUGGCUGCAGCGUACCUGCAGAGACUGGGGGUGAACACCGCAGUCUUCGAGAGGCGCCACGUGAUCGGGGGUGCAGCUGUCACUGAGGAGAUCGUCCCAGGGUUUAAGUUCUCCCGCGCGUCCUACCUGCUCAGCCUGCUGAGGCCGCAGAUUUACACUGAUCUGGAGCUGAAGAAACAUGGGCUGAGGCUUCAUCUUCGAAACCCCUACUCCUUCACCCCCAUGCUGGAAGACGGUGCGGGCAGCAAGGUGCCCAGGUCCCUUCUGCUGGGCACAGACAUGGCAGAAAACCAGAAGCAGAUUGCCCAGUUCUCUCGGAAGGAUGCCCAGGUCUUUCCCAGAUACGAGGAGUUCAUGCAUCGCUUGGCAUUAGCCAUUGACCCUCUGCUGGAUGCGGCCCCCGUGGACAUGGCGGCCUUCCAGCGUGGCUCUCUGCUGCAAAGGAUCAAGUCGCUGUCCACCCUCAAGCCCCUGCUGAAAGCAGGCCGCAUCCUGGGAGCCCAGCUUCCCCAAUAUUAUGAGGUCCUCACAGCUCCCAUUACCAAGGUGCUGGAUCAGUGGUUUGAGUCUGAGCCUCUAAAAGCCACUCUGGCCACAGAUGCUGUGAUUGGAGCCAUGACAAGUCCCCGCACUCCGGGGAGUGGGUAUGUGCUGCUGCAUCAUGUGAUGGGGGGCCUGGAGGGGAUGCAGGGGGCCUGGGGCUAUGUCCAGGGGGGCAUGGGUGCCCUCUCUGAUGCCAUCGCAAGCUCAGCCACCACCCAUGGAGCAAGCAUCUUCACUGAAAAGACAGUGGCGAAGGUGCAGGUGAACAGUGAAGGCUGUGUUCAAGGAGUUGUGCUGGAAGAUGGCACAGAAGUGAGAAGCAAGGUGGUGCUGUCCAACACAUCACCGCAGAUCACCUUCCUGAAGCUGACGCCACAGGAGUGGCUUCCUGAGGAGUUCCUGGAGAAAAUCUCUCAGCUGGACACCCGGUCGCCUGUCACCAAGAUCAAUGUGGCUGUAGACAGGCUGCCCAGCUUCCUGGCGGCCCCCAAUGCUCCCAGGGGUCACCCACUGCCCCAUCACCAGUGCUCCAUCCACCUGAACUGUGAAGACACCCUCCUCCUCCAUCAGGCCUUUGAAGACGCCAUGGAUGGCCUGCCUUCCCACAGGCCUAUGAUUGAGCUCUGCAUCCCUUCUGCGCUGGACCCCACCCUGGCUCCCUCCGGCUGCCACGUAGUCUCUCUCUUCACUCAGUACACGCCCUACACACUGGCUGGAGGCAAGGCCUGGGACGAGCAGGAGAGAGACGCUUACGCAGACAGAGUGUUUGAUUGCAUCGAGGUCUAUGCCCCUGGCUUCAAAGACUCUGUGGUUGGCAGAGACAUCCUGACACCACCAGAUUUGGAGAGAAUCUUCGGGCUUCCUGGAGGGAACAUAUUCCACUGUGCCAUGUCCCUGGACCAGCUCUACUUUGCCCGCCCUGUGCCCCUGCAUUCUGGCUACCGCUGCCCUCUCCAGGGCCUGUAUCUCUGUGGAAGUGGGGCUCAUCCUGGAGGAGGUGUGAUGGGAGCUGCUGGGCGAAAUGCAGCGCAUGCGGCCUUUAGGGAUCUCAAGAGCAAGUGACCCCGAAUCGGCUCUGACCCAGGAAGAAGACUUCACCCCUCAAUUCCAAGCGCUCCAUUGGGUCAGCUUCCCAGGAAACUCAGCUUCGGGUUAGUACUUAAGGCCACCAAGUCCUCAAUGCUCAAGCUAUUAUUUUAGAAAAAAUGUACGAGUUACAUUUAGUGCAAGUUAACCUUAUGCCCGUGCCUCCAUACAUGGACUGGUUCUGUUUUAUUAAAACUAAUAUUUCAUACAGAUUA
Molecule: messenger RNA, 2068 nt
Organism: Mandrillus leucophaeus (drill)
Lineage: Eukaryota; Metazoa; Chordata; Mammalia; Primates; Cercopithecidae
Gene: PYROXD2
Product: pyridine nucleotide-disulphide oxidoreductase domain 2
Exons: 16
Coding region: 84-1829 (581 amino acids)
Molecular function (GO): oxidoreductase activity
Source: RefSeq, a predicted model, not a curated record